This is a messenger RNA of Blepharisma stoltei, 855 nucleotides long. NCBI's taxonomy places the organism in Eukaryota, Ciliophora, Heterotrichea, Heterotrichida, Blepharismidae. The record is from the annotation of a GenBank genome assembly.
AUGGAAGCCCAAAAGCGUAGCGGAACUUUAAUCGUCAAACCUAUCUGCGCAAAACUCACAAGAGAUACUGAAACCUUUGGGAAGAUGGAUCCUUAUUGUGUCUGCUCAAUUGGAACCCAAAAAUUCAGAACUGCUGUCGCUCAGGAUGCUGGGAAGUUCCCGAAUUGGUCAGACUCUUUUGUCUUUAGGCUUGGCUCAGAAUCUUUACUAGAAUUUGCAGUGUGGGAUCAUGACUCUGCCUCAGCUGAUGAUUUGGUCGGAGAAGGAGUAUUUUCACUAGACCCAGUUCGUAAAAGUAGGCAAUUUGAAGAUUGGGUUGAGAUUAAGCACCAUGGAAGAAAGGCAGGGGAUGUUAGAUUUGAGAUUAGAUAUAAUGAAGAUGCUACAACAGGAGCAACCGGACAACUAGGAGCUCAACCAAUGCCAGGCUACCCACCACAAGGAUAUCCAUACCCUUAUCCUCAGGCUGGAUACCCAGGAGUUCCACCUCAACCUGGAUGCCCUCCAUAUGGAUAUCCUCCUCAGCCUGGAUAUCCUCCUCAACCUGGGUAUCCACCUCAAGCUGGAUAUCCUCCUCAGCCUGGAUAUCCUCCUCAAUCAGGGUAUCCUCCUCAACCUGGUUACCCUCAGCCUGGCUACCCUCCUCAGCCUGGAUAUCCUCCUCAAGCUGGCUAUCCACCCCAACAAGGUUAUCCACCUCAGCCAGGCUAUCCACCUCAGCCAGGACAAGUUCCACAGCAAGGCUACCCUGGCUAUCCUCCUCAGCCAGGAUAUCCACCUCAGCCAGGACAACCUCAAGCCUACUCUCCUUAUCAAGCUUAUCCUCAGAGCGGUUACCCUCCUCAAAGACGUUAA